AUGACUUCCACAGGCGUUUUUAAAGGUUACGGUAUGGAGAAUCCUCCUUCUCAUCCUUGUUACUGGACAACAUCCAUGGAUUAUGGCUGGUACGCACCGACAAUUCAUACAGUGCCGACGAUAUAUUUUCCUCAAAAUCAUUCUUUCAGUACCGCGCUUGGCCGCGCGGGAAUGUACAGAAAUUGUUCGCUUAACACAGAACUCGAUAAAUCGUUAGUUUAAAUUUUACAUCACUGUGUAACUCGUUUGAUUUACUUUUUAAUGUGAGAUAAUAAUGUAUAUAAUAGUUGAUGAAUUUUUUAUUGCCUUAACGCAUGCAUUACUUUUUGAUCUUACUGUUAGUAGAAAUGAUUGAUUCUGAACAAAUGAUAUAUUUCUGAUUGUUUUUUAAAUAUAUAUUUUAGAAUAAAAAUUGAAAAGGCUAAUAAAUUUAUAAAAUUUCACAUAUAUAAA
Molecule: messenger RNA, 453 nt
Organism: Cataglyphis hispanica
Lineage: Eukaryota; Metazoa; Arthropoda; Insecta; Hymenoptera; Formicidae
Product: piercer of microtubule wall 1 protein
Exons: 1
Coding region: 1-222 (73 amino acids)
Biological process (GO): axoneme assembly
Cellular component (GO): axonemal microtubule
Source: RefSeq, a predicted model, not a curated record